AGGUUGUGAUUUCUCAACGGUUGAUUCCUGAAUAUAUUUCCGCGUUGUUAGCAUUAAGCUAACUGUGUAGUCUGUGGAGAUUGGUUGACUUCUGUGAUUCAUUCAGGCACUGACCGCUGUUUUCAACACUGACGUUUUAUCGACAAGAGGAGAAAAGCUUUCAAGGUUUUGGGGGGCAGAAAGUGGUGUCAGGUCUGGUUCAGGGUCGUCGAACAGUUAAUGCACAGAGUAAAGAGGCUGAAAACUGAAGACAAAACAGACGACGGCCUGGAAAGCGUUAGAGGGACACUGGCAGGCAUGACGGGGGUGGACGAGCUCUCGGACAGCACAGAGGUGGUGGAGAUGGAGGAUGUGAAUCCCACUCAAUUCCAGGUGGAGAAGCAUACAUGGGACGGCCUGCGGAAGAUCAUCCACAAAAGCCGCAAGAACACAGGCGUGAUCAUCAACAAGGCACCACAUGAUUUCCAGUUCAUCCAGAAGGACGAGACCAGUCCCCACUCCCACCGCAUCUACUACCUUGGAAUGCCUUACGCCAGCAGGGAAAACGCAUUGCUUUACUCAGACAUUCCCAAGAAGGUCCGCAAAGAUGCUCUGUUGGUUUUGUCGUGGAAACAGCUGCUGGAUCACUUCCAGGCCAGCCCUCACCACGGGGGCUUCUCUCGAGAGGAGGAGCUGCUGAGAGAGAGGAAACGUUUGGGGGUGUCUGGCAUCACCUCCUAUGAUUACCACCGUCCCAGCGGCCUCUUCUUGUUCCAGGCCAACAGCAGUCUGUACUACUGCCGAGAUGGUGGAAAUAACAGCUUCAUUACUUCUCCCAUGCAGCCUGUGGAGAUUAAAAGCCAGAGUUCAGGCACACGCAUGGACCCCAAGAUUUGCCCGGGGGACCCCAACUUUAUCGGCUUCAUCAACAACAACGACAUUUGGGUGACCAGCAUUCAGACGAGCGAAGAGAGGAGGCUCACCUUCUGCCACAAAGGUCAGGAUCAAGACGGUAUUGAUAACCCAAAAGAGGAUACUAAAUCUGCUGGUGUAGCCACUUUUGUCACACAGGAGGAGUUUGACCGCUUCACUGGCUACUGGUGGUCGCCAGCUGCUCAUGAAGAAUCGGAUGGUGGUAAGACUCUGCAGAUUCUGUAUGAGGAGGUGGACGAGUCCGAGGUCGAGAUCAUUCACGUUCCGUCUCCGGCUCUGGAGGAGCGCAAGACUGAUGUCUACAGAUACCCACGCGCAGGCAGCAAGAAUCCUGAUAUUACUCUCAAAAUAGCAGAAAUCAGGACAGACAGUCUCGGCAAAAUUGUCAGCACCCAGGAGAAGGAGUUGCCUGUUCCCUUCACCAUGCUGUUCCCUGGUGUUGAGUAUGUCACCAGAGCCGGAUGGACAAAAGACGGCCGAUAUGCAUGGGCGGUCAUGAUGGACCGGCGGCAGCAGCACCUCCAGCUGGUCCUGCUGCCCCCAGCGCUCUUCAUCCCUGCACAUCAGGACGAGGCCAGCAGGCUAAAGAGCUUGGAGGCCCUCGGAGACAGAGUCCAGCCCUUCGUCAUCUAUCAGGAGACCAGCGACAUCUGGAUCAAUGUCCAUGACAUCUUCCAUCCGUUCAUCCAAACCAGUGAUGAUGAGAUCACCUUCUUAAUCGUAAAUGAGUCAAAAACAGGCUUCUGCCACCUGUACAAGAUCACGUCUGUGUUACAGCGGGGCAGCUACGACUGGGCCAAAGGCUACAUGCACUCUGAAGAUGAUUUCAAAUGUCCGGUCAAAGAGGAGGUGACGGUAACCAGCGGGGAGUGGGAGGUGCUGGCCAAUCAUGGAGCAAAGCGUUCGUCCAGUCCCCAGAUUUGGGUUGACGAGACAACAAAGCUGGUUUACUUCCAGGGAACCAAAGACUCUCCUCUGGAACAUCACCUCUACGUCGUGAGCUACGACUCGCCAGGAGAAAUUGUUAGACUCACCAAACCCGGCUUCUCUCACAGCUGCUCCGUGAGCCAGACCUUUGACAUGUUUGUCAGCCAUUACAGCAACUUGACCACGGCGCCCUGUGUCCACAUCUACAAGCUGAACGGCUCAGACAGCGACCCGCUGCACAAAGAGCCGCAGUUCUGGGCGAGCAUGAUGGAGUCGUCAGGCCUCCCAUAUGACUACACUCCUCCAGAGAUCUUUAACUUCACAGGGACGUCGGGCUUCGAGCUGUACGGCAUGUUGUACAAACCACAAAACCUGGUUCCCGGCAGGAAGCAUCCCACCGUUGUAUUUGUCUAUGGCGGUCCGCAGGUACAGUUAGUGAAUAACUCCUAUAAAGGAGUGAAGUACCUGCGGCUGAACACGCUGGCGUCUCUGGGCUACGCCGUGCUGGUCAUCGAUGGGCGGGGCUCCUGUCAGCGGGGACUGAAGUUCGAAGGAGCUGUGAAGGACAAAAUGGGUCAGGUGGAAAUUGAAGACCAGGUGGAGGGUUUGCACUACGUAGCCGACAAGUACAAGUUUGUGGACCUGAGCCGUGUUGCCAUCCAUGGCUGGUCGUACGGAGGCUUCCUGUCCCUCAUGGGCCUCAUCCACAAACCUGACAUCUUCAAGGUUGCCAUUGCAGGAGCUCCAGUGACGUUGUGGAUGGCCUACGACACGGGCUACACAGAGCGAUAUUUGGACACGCCUGACAAAAACUCGAAGGGAUAUGAAGCUUGUUCUGUCGCCCUGCAUGUUGACAAGCUCCCCAAUGAGCCCAACAGGUUGCUGAUCCUGCACGGGUUUCUAGAUGAAAAUGUGCACUUUUUCCACACAAACUUCCUGGUGUCUCAACUCAUCCGGGCGGGAAAGCCAUACAACCUGCAGGUUUAUCCCAACGAGCGACACAGCAUCCGAUGUCCAGAGUCUGGGGAACAUUAUGAGAUUACGCUGCUGCACUUCCUCCAGCAGAACCUCUGAUUCACGUUCCUGCACGCUGACCUUCACUUCCUCACUCUUUGCCCUCCUCUCUUUGUCUCCUCCUUCCCAUCCCACCAUUUAUUUUAAACCUGCAUCACCUUCUCUUUCAUUCACUUUUAUGUUAAAAUCAAGCUAUGCCAAAUCUUUAUACACCUCAAGAGUUGUUUGUCAGUCUUAACAGUUCAGAAGCAUUUUAGCAUUGUCAGAUAACUACAAGAUUAAUAUUCAGAUUUCAGUGUAAUCGCCAUAAACCAGACCCUCCCUCCUUGUUGUCUUUACACUCUGAGCAGGGGAAAAGCUUCUGGAUCGCAAUUAAACUUUAGCACCAGCAGAGGGCGCAGUUCAUCCAGAUCAAACACAGAUGAAACUUUUGUGGUAAUGGCAAAAAAAACAAAAAAAAAACAACAACAAAAACGAUGACACUAAUUAAAAUGCUUCUUGUCGCACCGUUAACACAUGCCAACAAUGCAACUAGUACAGAGGUGGACCUGCUGUGAAGUGGACCUGCUGUUUUAUAUUGAACUUUCACUUUGUUUUGUUUUUCCUGAGAUCCAGCUGGUGAAGUCGUCAUUUGUCCGUGUCUGUGAAUAAAUUCUGGAGUGAAAUCAGUAAACCUAAAGCUCUUCAAGAGCAGACAAGUGAGCUCUUAACCCCCUGUGUUGUAUACUCUGUACACUUUCUUGCUUUGAGACUGUGCGCUCAUGUGCUGUCAAAGAUGACUUUUUAUGUGAUGUGCCACAUUUUUAUUGUGCAUUAAAAAAAUAUUUUUUAUGGAUUCUUUAUGCAUUCAUAAAUGGUGGAAACAUGUAGCCUGACUUGUCACUGUUUCUCUCGCUUGCUUUAAUUUUUUGGGGAGCUUCUCAUUUUUCUGCUGCUGAGGACUUUUGCACAUUUUAAAUGUCGGUGCCAACAAAGUGACGUGAAAGAAGAUGUAAGACACAAGAGGUGACUUGCAAGAGUUAAAGAGUGCCUAAUCGUAAACAUCAGGGAAAUUGUCAGUAAAAUGCCUUGUAACACGUGUUACUGAUGACCAUUUGUGAGAUGAGCUAUCAUAGACUGUUCAUGGUUAAAUGUACUCUCAGAUACUGAAGAAAUAAACAGAAGUGAACAAUC
Scatophagus argus is the source of this 4026-nucleotide messenger RNA. Its product is annotated as dipeptidyl peptidase 9-like. Lineage: Eukaryota; Metazoa; Chordata; Actinopteri; Scatophagidae. Bases 220 to 2913 code for a protein of 897 amino acids. Gene Ontology annotation, biological process: proteolysis. The record is from RefSeq and is a predicted model, not a curated record. Gene Ontology annotation, molecular function: serine-type peptidase activity; dipeptidyl-peptidase activity. The transcript has 21 exons.